This is a messenger RNA of Neoarius graeffei (lesser salmon catfish), 663 nucleotides long. It is a transcript of the gene cldn15a, whose product is annotated as claudin 15a. The record is from RefSeq and is a predicted model, not a curated record. Gene Ontology annotation, molecular function: structural molecule activity. Gene Ontology annotation, cellular component: plasma membrane; bicellular tight junction. Lineage: Eukaryota; Metazoa; Chordata; Actinopteri; Siluriformes; Ariidae. The coding region runs from base 1 to 663 and encodes 220 amino acids. Gene Ontology annotation, biological process: bicellular tight junction assembly; cell adhesion. The transcript is spliced from 5 exons.
AUGGAGCCGAUUGUUGAAGUAGUGGCCCUGUUACUGGGGUUUAUGGGCUGGAUUAUGGUGGGGGUCGCUUUACCAAACCGCUACUGGAAAACCUCCACCGUGGAAGGGAAUGUCAUCACCACCUCCACUCUGUAUGAGAACCUGUGGAUGUCGUGUGCUACUGAUUCAACUGGAGUGCACAACUGCCGCGACUUCCCUUCACUGCUUGCACUCUCCAGUUAUCUUCAGGCAUCCAGGGCUCUUAUGAUUACUUCUGUGGUUUUCGGCACAUUCGGCGUGGUCCUCACACUCAUAGGCAUGCAGUGCUGCAAAGCAGCUGAGGGUAAUCCGGUUCUCAAAGGCAAGCUUACUGGAACUGGAGGUGUCUUCUUCUUCUUACAGGGCUUGUGCACAAUGAUAGCCGUGUCCUGGUAUGCGUUCAACAUCACUGAGGAGUUCUUCGAUCCAUUUUACCCAGGCACAAAGUAUGAGUUAGGAGAGGGAUUGUACAUUGGAUGGUGCUCUGGGAUUCUUUCCAUCUGUGCUGGAUUCUGUCUAGUGUUUUCCUGCAAAACUACCACAGAUGAGAAGCCUGCAUAUGCAUAUCAGCGAACCAUAUACUCUGCAGGAGCAGCAUCAAGGAGAGACGCUCAGAGCACUUAUGACAAGAAUGCAUAUGUGUGA